AUGCCUGCUGAUUGGAAAGCUUUUAAUAAAGAUUGGAAAAACGGAAAGUAUUUAGAAUGUACCCCUUUACUUGAAAGGCCCAAAUAUACACGUAGAGCAAUCCCUAUAAAAUUUUUGGACAGACUUGUUGAAUUCUCUAAUUUAUUAGAAAAACAUAAUGCAACAGCUUUUCUUAUGGGUGGAUCUUCGAAAUUCAAAAUCUUCGAAAUUCAUUGGGUUCUAGGUCGAUUGAAGAAUUCUUUUGAAUUAAGUGUUUAUGUGGAUGGAAACAAAAUUGAUCUUUUUUACUUAUAUAAAACAACAAAUUCAACAGAAAAUGCUUCAAUUGGUGGAAUGCGUCAUUUGAUAAAACAACGUCUUCGAUGGAAUUAUCCAAAAUUGUCUGGAGAAAUCUGUGCCGCAGAAAUGCAUGGAAGACUUUUUCAUGUUUUGUGUGAUUAUUAUAAAAUUGUUGAGUCUGAUUAUGGAAAAGAAGAAUGGAAAAAAGAUCACCAUACAAGCAAUUUUGCUUGGGAUAAAAGUAACAAAAACAAAGAGUCUAUGGAAAUAUAUACAGAAGCAGAAUGGCCAAAUGUUUACCUUUAUGUUGGAAAUAAAAAUGAUCGUUUUGACUCUAAGAAAGUUGAUGAAUGGAUUAAAAAUAUAAACAAAACUUUAUGA
This is a messenger RNA of Meloidogyne enterolobii, 660 nucleotides long. Lineage: Eukaryota; Metazoa; Nematoda; Chromadorea; Rhabditida; Meloidogynidae. The record is from the annotation of a GenBank genome assembly.